Molecule: messenger RNA, 2169 nt
Organism: Camponotus floridanus (Florida carpenter ant)
Lineage: Eukaryota; Metazoa; Arthropoda; Insecta; Hymenoptera; Formicidae
Exons: 3
Coding region: 1-2169 (722 amino acids)
Molecular function (GO): RNA-DNA hybrid ribonuclease activity; nucleic acid binding
Source: RefSeq, a predicted model, not a curated record
AUGAUCUCCUUAUUACCAAUAGAAUACCUCCAAUCCCUACUCGAUAUCUUUAAUUCCAUAUUCGAUUCAGGCUCCUUUCCGAGUACCUGGCGUCAUUCCCUUGUUUUUCUUAUCCCUAAAUCAUCACCCGGCAAACUUCCCGACCAAUCUUUUCAAUUCGGAUUUCGUAAGAGAGCCUCAUGCCUCGACAACCUUGGCAUAUUAUGCACAGAAAUCCAUCGAGGAUUCAUUUCCAAACACGCGACAUGUGCUCUAUUCCUCGAUGUUCAGGGGGCGUUUGACAAUAUAGUCCCUGCUAUUUUGGUGUCUCACCUAAUCGACUUGGGCCUUCCGCCUAAAUUUUGCUGGUUUGUGUUUCAGCUGAUUUGUUUCAGAGAGCUGCAGUUCGUGAUCGACGGAAGUUUGACGGAGCGACUCUAUUCGUACAAGGGGAUUCCGCAGGGGUCCAUCUUGAGCCCGAUUCUUUUCAAUAUUUAUCUGGCCAAAUGUGGGUCGGCCCUGACUCGACACUGCAAUAUAGUCCAGUUCGCCGACGACAUAGCCUUGUUUGUCCGUUCGGAAGACAUUGCGUCUUCCUUACUGACUCUUCAGCAGUCUGCGGAGGCGCUCUCAGAUUUUUUACGGGAAAGGGGGCUAAACGUGUCUCCUUCCAAAUCUUCCCUAAUGAUAUUCACCAAUAAAAGAAGUGUUCCGGCGAAUAGUUCGAUUCAUCUCGGAGACUACGAGAUCCGUCCGGUCCCAUCCGCCAGAUUUCUGGGAGUGCUGCUUGACGCGCGCCUCACCGGGGCUCUCAAUGCCAAACUAAUUAUCAAUAGAUGCAAUAAACUUUCUAACAUUAUUAAAUUCCUAAGGGGAGUCUGGUGGGGAUCCGACCAGCGAACCUUGCUUGGCAUUUAUAAGGCUCUAAUCAGAGGGACUACGAACUACGCCGCCUUCCUCUUUCCGCAUCACAACGGGGCUUUGGCGGAGAGGCUCGAGAGGGUGUCCCGCAGAGCCCUGAGGCACUGUAUUGGUCUGAGGAACUCCACUCCCUGCAAUAUCGUGUACGCUGAGUCGGCUGUUGGUCCGGCCCGAUUCAGGUCCAACUAUUUAGCUCAAAAACUUCUAAUCAAAUCCCUGGCCAGCAGGCCAAGUCCCCUGAUUGGUAAAUUGGAGGAUCUGCAUGCUGACCACUUUGGAUCUGGUUUCCGCACUGACCUCCUGGGCAAGUUCCCGUUGUAUCGCGCCUUCCGAGCCGUAAAGGACUACAAACACAGAAUUGCAACUUUCACGAGGAUACCGUUGUACUUGUUCUCCUAUGAAACUUCGACUUUCGUUCCGGAAGUCGACUUCACACCAUCCUCGGUCGUGGAUGACAUCAGAUCUGCUUCAAUUCCGCAGCUUGUCUUUCAUUCGCACUUUCAGGACAUUAUCGUGAAUAGAUGCUCAUUCUUCACAGAUGCAUCCAAAUCUGAAGCGCUCCCGCACUUAGGCGCAGCUUAUUAUUCUCCUGAUAUUCAGAUACAGCGAAAAUAUAAGCUCAAUAGCUUCUUUUCAAUCUUUUCCGCUGAAUGCAUUGCUAUAAUCUACGCUAUGGAUUGCAUCUUGGAAAGAGCCAUCAAAAAAUCCGCGAUAUUUACUGAUGCCCGCAAUGUCGUAGAGACUCUAUCAAACAACUCCCAGGAUAGAGACCUCUCUUAUCUAAUUUUCGUUCUGAAAAACAAGCUGAGGUCUGCUUUCUUGCAGAAUCUCGAUGUCAUCAUAGUCUGGGUUUCUUCUCAUGUAGGAAUUUUAGGGAACGAAACGGCGGACUUCCUCGCGGGAGAGGCUGCGAGAGAGGGCGGGGCGACAAACUAUCUCCCUCCCCACUCUGACUUUUAUGCCAUAGCCAAAGAGAAAUAUUUUUCAGUAACCAAAAAAUACCUGUCAGCUCGAUCGGAAAUCAAGGCCUCCAUAGAUGUGGUCUCGUCCCUCACCCCCGGUGUCAUUGUGGAUUGUCUCGCCAGGACAUUAACCACAUCCUGUGGUCCUGCCCAUUGUAUGAGUGCCACCGCGCCCCUAUGUUGCAGUCUCUACGUGAAACUGAAGUCGCCUCCUCCCUACGACGUGUUUGUCCUGUUGAAGAAUCCUUCUAUCCGGGUCAUCAACCCCGUCCUUGCCUUCCUUCGCAGGACUGACCUGCAUCCGUGA